ACACCAUAGAAGAAUUUUAGAUAAUGUGAUCAAUAAUCCCAAUCUUUGCUAUGAAAAUAUUGCUCAUUUUAAGAAGCUUUUAGAUACAUUACAUUAUAAAGAUCCUGUUGUAGUUAUGACUAAUUGUACAAAAAUAAAAGCUAGGUUACAGUAUUUUUCCAGUUUAGAUUGCAUUGUUGGAUUGACCUUGAAUCAAAAUUAUUGUAAGAUUAAAACUUAUGAUAAUAUAUCUAAUAAG
Molecule: messenger RNA, 238 nt
Organism: Racocetra persica
Lineage: Eukaryota; Fungi; Glomeromycota; Glomeromycetes; Diversisporales; Gigasporaceae
Source: the annotation of a GenBank genome assembly